Molecule: messenger RNA, 1157 nt
Organism: Oryza brachyantha (malo sina)
Lineage: Eukaryota; Viridiplantae; Streptophyta; Magnoliopsida; Poales; Poaceae
Product: 1,2-dihydroxy-3-keto-5-methylthiopentene dioxygenase 4
Exons: 5
Coding region: 242-793 (183 amino acids)
Molecular function (GO): acireductone dioxygenase [iron(II)-requiring] activity
Source: RefSeq, a predicted model, not a curated record
CGCACGCUCCAAUCUCCACCAAACACCCGCGCUCCAAGAUCAGCAACCCUCCCCUGUGGCCAUCUUCCCAUCAGCAAGCUCCACCACAAUCGCUCCCAGGAAGAAGACGACGAGACGAGAGGGUUUCUGGAACCAACUAUUAUUACCUGGUGGACUCAUCUUCCUCAUCGAUAUAUCCAGGAUCCCCCGGACAGGCCCGGCACUGCAGAGAAGCGUAGGAAAGCUCUCGGAGUUCCCGACCAUGGCUCCGCAGGCAUGGAUGCUGGGGGAGAAUGGAGAGGAGAACCUCGAGAGCCCCAAGGAGUUGCUGCCGCUCUCCAGGCUCGAAGAGAUCGGUGUUUUGUAUUGGCAAUUGGAUCCUAAGAAGCCUGAAAGUGAAGAGGAGCUCACAAAAAUCCGCAAAGAAAGAGGAUACAGCUACUUUGAUCUUAUUGAGAUAUGCCCGGAGAAAUUGGAAAAUUAUGAGGAGAAGCUGAAGAACUUCUAUCGUGAGCACAUUCAUGCUGAUGAAGAGAUCCGCUACUGCUUGGAGGGUAGCGGUUACUUUGAUGUCCGUGACAAGAAUGACGAAUGGAUCCGCAUUUGGAUAAAAGAAGGAGAUAUGAUCAUCCUGCCAGCUGGGAUUUAUCAUCGCUUCAUUGUUGACAGAAGCAACUAUAUCAAGCUCAUGAGGCUCUUCAUCGGUGAACCAGUCUGGACUGCGCACAACCGGCCACAAGAGGACCACCCUGUGAGGCAAGAGUACGUCAAGAAUGUGAAGGGGAACACUGGAUUUGCUCUUGCAGCACGUUGAGUUUGCUACAUGGGAGUUCACUAUGCCACUACCCUAUAUAUGAUAACUUGGAGUUGGACAUGUAUACAUCACAAAACUCGAUGAAACCAUGAAUGUUUUAUCAUGAAUCACGAGAACACAAAUGCAGUACACUUGAACUAUCACAAACAGGACUAUCAGGCUAUGCGAUAUACGAUGUUUCCAUGUAAUUCCUAGAAUGUUUGGUAUAGUAGUGAGUUAUUGUCAGCUUAGUGCUUGCAACAUUGCAGUGCACAUAAUUACUGGCCUUGUACUCUUGUGCAAAGUGCUGCACACGAAAUAUUGUCUGUAAAAACUCGGUUGGCUACCUAAUGAAAAUAUUGCUGUGUAGGGAAAGAAAACAGUC